Messenger RNA from Cetraspora pellucida, 183 nucleotides. The record is from the annotation of a GenBank genome assembly. NCBI's taxonomy places the organism in Eukaryota, Fungi, Glomeromycota, Glomeromycetes, Diversisporales, Gigasporaceae.
AUGCAUACAUUUUUUGCUUCUGUGGCACAUGUGGCGCACCAACCUGGUACACAUUUUCCGGAUGCUAUUUUUAUUGCUGAUGAAAGCCAUAUAAAAAGCUUUAACGAUUCAAAUUAUGAUUUUAAUCAUACUGCAUUUCAGAUACGUUCACCUGAAAGGAAUAAUAAUAUUUCUAUCAAGUGA